AUGUCUCUUUUUCUUUGCUGCACAGGGUUGGGCACAACGGUGCAGACCAAGGUACAUGGUACACUGGGCAGAGUAUGGAGAGACAGUGUUGUGCGUGUAUCAGAUACCUACUUCUUGGCGCGAAAUCGAAACUCGAUCUCUCUCUUUCUCGACCUUGUUAGUCUGGCGCUCGCAUAUCUGCAUUACCUCUCUUACAGCUCUCCGCUUUUUCGAUUGACUAGCUCCUAG
Messenger RNA from Penicillium hordei, 228 nucleotides. RefSeq lists its product as uncharacterized. NCBI's taxonomy places the organism in Eukaryota, Fungi, Ascomycota, Eurotiomycetes, Eurotiales, Aspergillaceae. The record is from RefSeq and is a predicted model, not a curated record. The coding region runs from base 1 to 228 and encodes 75 amino acids. The transcript is spliced from 2 exons.